Molecule: messenger RNA, 879 nt
Organism: Arctia plantaginis
Lineage: Eukaryota; Metazoa; Arthropoda; Insecta; Lepidoptera; Erebidae
Source: the annotation of a GenBank genome assembly
AUGGCUACUAUCCACACCCCGGCCAAGAAGCCUGCAAGUGAAGAAAGAGACAGGAGCUCUAUAGGCUCCACGAAUGAGACAGAGAAGGCAAGACCUUCUCUUAAGAGAAGCCCGACGCCUACGACAAGUGUGAGAAGGAGUGUAGGAGAGUGGGAGACGGGGAGAGUUGAACCAAAAACUGUGUCGGAGACUUCUCCAAAAAUUAAUCAGAAGACACGGCCGGUACCAAAAUCAAAAACAAUCGUUCCCCUGGAAGGGAUGGAACUGCAAAAGGUACCAGCGGGACUCUCCGGUGUCCCCAAAAAGGCCUCUCUACAAUACCGGAAUCGAGUUGCCGAGGCCAGAGCAUGCUUAAACAAAGCAAAACUCCAUCUCGGCAAUUCCAAGAAUUUAAAGACAGAGAUCAAAAAUGAAGUUGUUCAAGCAAUCGACCGACUAUACCAGCUGGUAAAAGAGGCAGAACUAGAGAAAGAAAAGACUUCUGGAAAGAUAGCAGGUACAGUAAGACAGGAAAUAGAAGAAACUCAAGCGAAAGGAGGAGAAAUCAAGGCAUUCUACUAUGAAGAAGGGAAAGACUCUGAAGACACCUUCCUAAAGAAGCUAGACGAACACGCUAAACUAUUAGAAGAAAACAAAAAAGAGAUGGAAAGCUUGAAAGCGAUUUUAUGUCAGCAAGAGUGCCGAGAGAGAACGACAUAUGCAUCCGUGACGGCAAGCACUGUCAGAAAAACACCUCCUGAGACUACGGCUAUCCAUUCGGUAGCAGUCACUUCAAAACUUGAGACUGAAACUGGCGAAGAGUGUAUAUACAAGUUAUUAUGUAAUGAGAAAGAUAAGGCAAUAUUAAUUAAGGUAGCAAUUAAGGACAUAGUACAGUGA